Messenger RNA from Annulohypoxylon truncatum, 1559 nucleotides. RefSeq lists its product as uncharacterized. The record is from RefSeq and is a predicted model, not a curated record. NCBI's taxonomy places the organism in Eukaryota, Fungi, Ascomycota, Sordariomycetes, Xylariales, Hypoxylaceae. The transcript is spliced from 3 exons. The coding region runs from base 472 to 1182 and encodes 236 amino acids.
GGAGAGUAUAUGUCCUGGGUGAUGAUGGACGAUGAUUGUUUCCUUCUUGGGUUCUGCGUUGAAUUAAACGCUAGCGGAAUACGAUAAUAAUGUCUGGUGUUCUAGGGGGCAGAGGCACAUACCGCCAUGCGGUAGUGAUUAUACUAGCGACCAUGACACCUUUUUCGGCAAUCAUAUUGCAUCCCACCACGCUGGUCCAGAGCAGCUAGAGGGUUACUUCGUUCGACUAAUCAGACGUCGACAGGGCUUAGCUCUUGGUAGGACCGUAGGAAGAUAUUGUGGUGUUGCUAUUAAUAUGAUAUCGAGUCCUCUUAUUUAAGGGAGAUCCAAAGUCGAUAUCAGUUUCUGUUAGACCUUCAUCGUGACUUCAGAAAAUACGGCGUCGCAUGUCGUGAUACCGAGCUUCGGGGACCCCUUUCUCGUCUCCAAACAUCUAAAUACCCCACCAAGCAAUUUGAGGUCGAUUCAACGAUGCCGAUUACAUUAUCGCCGAAACCGUCCACGACACGGCUAACGAGGACUUCGUUAGUGGCUUCGGCAAUCUCGAUUCUCCUCGCUACCACCAUCUUGGUAGUUUGGCUGGUGCUGCCUCGGGGACAAGUUACCAUAUGGAUGCAAGAUAUACAUUCAUGGUUGCUGUCUGAGUUCGAGGGACCUUAUACGCCCACCGAAGAUCUGUUGAUACUGAGCUCGGCGUUCAGCGUGGUGGUAUCAACACUUUUGGAAGUGCUUCUUCUAUUCGUGCUACGGAACAAGUUAAAGCGGACGAAGACAUGGCUUAGGUAUACGCUAUACACCAUACUCUUCGCAAACGCGGCUCUUGCUUUCACAGCUUUUCUCUAUGCCUCGGUCAGCACGACCAUUGGCGAAGCAUGUACCAACGUCACCGGCGAUGCCGUGAUAAACGAAUAUGGUCACCAGAGAGGAGUAAAUGCGCGGGCGUUGGAUCGCGUUGAACUUGAACAGAGCAGCUCGUACGGCGAAGGCCUUCUGUGUGGAAGGAGAAUGGUCUCCCGUUGGCUCAGUCUACUAAUCUCGUUCUUCUCCAUCAUCCUCCUAAUCUCAGCUUGGUUGGAUUUCCGGGAACAGGACCGGCGGGAAUCGAAGAUUUCACAACUUAGUGCGGGGCCGCUGAGUAAAAAGGGGGCUCUUCCAAGAGGUUUCGUCGAAAAUGUAGUAUAAGGUUCAUACCCAGAGGAAUAUCAGCAUUUAUUAAUGAAGCAUGAUCAAUCUCAACUUUGAUAUCCAAUACCAGAUCUAUGCCGCGUCGAAGCUGAUGAGAAUAGGCGUGGCGUAGUACUAAAUUGUUUGAGACGUUUUCUUCGAUUAUGUCCAGUUCGGGUAACAACAUAUCGAACAAAAAAUGGAUACCAACUGGUUUAGGACAAGCAAUUACAUGACGCAAUUUCUCAAUUGUAUAGGAUAAUGUGUUUCUAACCUUUCAGCUUGGUCACAUACGCUGUACUUCUUAUUUCUUACGUGACGUAAUUGUCUCACAUUCCGAACAGCUCUUUAUAGAAGCAAUUUUCUUGACAAGUCAUCACGAACUCAUCUCUCAC